AUGUCUACUCCCUUUACUUUCUCUUUUACCUCGCACAUCGACCCUGAGGCAGAGUCCCUUCAGCGCGACUUCGCUGCUUUACGGCUUCGACUCGACGGUGAAUCUGCGUGUGUGCCAAAUGACAAGGGCGAGAAGUGUACCGGCGUGUACUCCCUCUACGCCGAGCAACUGAGGGCCGUUAAGGAGGAGGCCACGAAGCAGGCCGAGGUCGCUGCCGCCAAGCAGGUCAAGGGGAAGGGCAAGGGAAAGGCAGCAGAACCCGAGGACGACCCCAUGGGCGAGAAGGACACCAAGGGAGAAGAUGAGGAGCAGGUCGGCAAGGAGAAGGAAGUGCUGGUGAUGCGUCCAAAGGCUCGGAUGAGCGUGGCCAGUAAGGUCAUUAGGAACAUCCCUAAGAGUGAGUGGUGCGAGCACGUUCAGUCUGCUUGCCUCGGCAAACCUGACCAUGCGUGCGACCCUUGCCGCAAAUCCAAGGUCAAAUGCAGUUUCUCUACCGGCCGGACUGGCCCUGUCAAAAAUGCCAAGCCGAUGCAGAAAGUGUCCUCUGCGGCAGAGUCUGCCCCUGCUGGUCGCGCUGCAAAACCGAUCGCGGAUCUCAUCCGUCGCACUGCCUCUGACCAGGUCCAGGUCGAGGCCAUGGAUGUGUCGGAUGCCGAGGACGAGGUUCCCACGCCUAGGAAGCUGAUUCGGGCUCAGCUGGUACCUGUUGCCCAAGGUAGGAAGAAGUUUGCCAAGGCGUCAGAAGAGGUGAAUCAGUCGGAUGGAGAGAGUUCUUCCUCGGCUGAGGAUGAGGUAAAUGUGCAGAUGAGGAUUGAGUUGAGUCGGUUGGAAAGUCAGUUCACCCAGGUCCAAGGGUUGAUGAUAGAGCUGGCGCAGGGGAUGAACUUCAUUCGCACCUGCAUGGAAAGGAAAAGGAAGAUGAGGAAGUAG
Suillus subalutaceus is the source of this 930-nucleotide messenger RNA. RefSeq lists its product as uncharacterized. The transcript is spliced from 3 exons. Bases 1 to 930 code for a protein of 309 amino acids. Lineage: Eukaryota; Fungi; Basidiomycota; Agaricomycetes; Boletales; Suillaceae. The record is from RefSeq and is a predicted model, not a curated record.